Messenger RNA from Caenorhabditis bovis, 1359 nucleotides. The record is from the annotation of a GenBank genome assembly. NCBI's taxonomy places the organism in Eukaryota, Metazoa, Nematoda, Chromadorea, Rhabditida, Rhabditidae.
AUGAACAGCGAAGAAACAGAAAACGAAAACGAGCCUCAGAGAGAGAAGUUCAAUCUAUCCGAAUGGCCAUUUCCGAUGCCUGAUGUCUUCAAAAGAAAAGAAAUUUCAUAUAAUUAUCAUUAUGAUUUGGCAACAUCGAAAACCUCGAUGGUCCUUAAAAUGCUGUUCAAAUGGAGGGGUUCCCUAUGGGAAGCAGUUUACAAAGAACUAAUUAUCUGGAUUAUCGCUUACACGUUUGUCUCUUUAAUUUACAGAUUUGCAUUAACCGAAGACCAACGAGAUCUAUUUGAGAGAUUUGGCGAGUAUUGUGAUGCUCGAAUGGGAUAUCUUCCGCUCAAUUUUGUUCUCGGCUUUUUCUGCAACAUUAUUAUUAGAAGAUGGCUCAAAUUAUACACAAGUCUCGGGCCAAUAGACAAUAUUGCCUUAUUCGUCAGCGCGUAUGUUCGAGGCAAAGACGCCCGAGCUCGAAUGCUGAGAAGAAACAUCAUUCGCUAUUGUGUUCUAUCGCAAUGUCUCGUGUUCCGCGAUAUUCACGUCGGGGUCCGUAGAAGAUUUCCGACAUUAGAAUCGGUUGCACAAGCUGGAAUUAUGCUGCCGCACGAGCUCGAAAAAUUUGAUUCCAUCAAAUCAAGAUACUCCAAAUACUGGGUCAGCUUCAAUUGGGCCCUCGAAUUGUUGAACAUCGCCAAACAGGAAAAGUGCAUUGAUGGAGACAAUGCUCGAAAUGCGAUCGCUCAGGAGAUCAGCAAAUUUCGACUUCAGCUCACAACAAUCUCGAUGUACGAUUGGGUGCCGAUUCCGUCGAUGUUUCCACAAUUGGUGAAUAUGGCCGUCCACACUUACUUUUUUAUUUGUGUUUUCACUCGUCAAUUUUUCAUUUCUGAAGAGGCUCAUAAUAAAACAGAAGUUGAUCUUUACAUACCUUUUAUGACAAUUAUUGAAUUUGUUUUUUACGUCGGAUGGCUCAAGGUAGCCAUGGAAUUGUUGAAUCCGUUUGGGGAGGACGCUGAUGAUUUCGAUUGUAAUCUUCUCAUAGAUCUGAAUUUGGCAAUCGGACUAACUUCUGUUGAUGAUGCCUACGAUCAAGUGCCGGAAGUAAAACCGGAUGUUUUUUCGGGCGGUUCGGUGAAGCCGCUUGAUUCGGACGACACGAAAAGCCUCGAAUAUCAUUUGGGAAGCGCCGCGCAAAUGGAAGAGAUUUCGUGUUUGAAGAGCGAUGAGAAGAAAACGAAGGCGACUGGAACGAAAUCGAAUAAAAUCAAAUGUUGGAUGAAAACCUUCAAACGACGGCGAUUUGAGACGACUCAUAAAUCGGAUUGUUCGGUCACCAAUUCUGCCCAGGAAAUCAAUUAUAUUUAA